Molecule: messenger RNA, 3436 nt
Organism: Oncorhynchus keta (chum salmon)
Lineage: Eukaryota; Metazoa; Chordata; Actinopteri; Salmoniformes; Salmonidae
Gene: hs6st2
Product: heparan sulfate 6-O-sulfotransferase 2
Exons: 2
Cellular component (GO): membrane
Molecular function (GO): heparan sulfate 6-sulfotransferase activity
Source: RefSeq, a predicted model, not a curated record
UGUUCCGCUAGCCAGCCAUAGCUGGUCAUUGUUUUUGUUAAGUUAACGAAGUGAAAGCAAUAAAGCUAGAAAGCAGUGUUUGCCUCCAACCGAGGCAGGGCCCAGUGGGUCAGACUGCUUGAGUAAUGUGGUUUAGUUUCUCUCGGGAAGAUGGAUGAAAGGUCCACCAACCACCACCGGCUCUUGAUUGCCCUGGUGAUAAUCUUGCUCUUUGGCGUUAUUGUGCUUCAGUACCUUUGUCCUAGCUCCGAUUGCCAACUGUUGCACGUAGGAUCAUUCCCCUCCAACUCGGGCAGCAAUGCCAUCGGGUCCCAGGGAAACGACAUUGGCCUCAGUGGACAGGACACAUACGUCGCUGAGGACUGUGUCCAAGCCCGUUUUGUUCCCCGCUUCAAUUUCACUUCUGCAGACCUCAGUCGACUCGUAGACUUCAAUAUCCAGGGAGAUUAUGUUAUUGUUUUUCUACACAUUCAUUAGACAGGGGGCACAACAUUUGGUCGACAUUUAGUGCGUAAUAUUAAACUCGAGAGGCCUUGUGAGUGUCAUGCUGGCCAAAAGAAAUGCACCUGUUACCGGCCAGGAAAAAGGGAAACGUGGCUUUUCUCUCGGUCCUCCACUGGCUGGAGCUGUGGUCUUCACGCAGACUGGACCGAGCUGACCAACUGCGUGCCUUCUCUCAUGAACACGCGCGAGCCCCCCAAGAAGCCUACAGUUCCCAGCCGGAACUACUACUACAUCACCAUCCUGCGUGACCAGGUGUGGCGUAACCUGAGAGAGUGGCGGCACGUGCAGCGCGGUGCCACCUGGAAGGCCUCCCUGCACGUGUGUGACGGGUGCGCCCCCACGCUGGCCGAGUUGCCCAGCUACGACCCCGGGGAUGACUGGUCCGGCUGCUCCCUGCAGGAGUUCAUGGACUGCCCCUACAACCUGGCCAACAAACGGCAGGUCCGCAUGCUGGCAGACCUCAGCCUGGUGGGCUGCUACAAUGUCUCGGCCAUGAGCGAGGACGAGCGCUGGGCUGUGUUAUUCGAGAGCGCCAAGCGGAACCUGCGGGGCAUGGCCUUCUUCGGCCUGACAGAGAACCAGAGGGAAACCCAGUACCUGUUUGAGAGGAUCUUCUGCCUGGCGUUCAUCUCCCCCUUCACCCAGCUCAACGGCACGCGUGCGGCCAGCGUAGAGGUCGUGUCUGAGACGCAGCUCCAGGUCCGCCAUCUGAACCAAUGGGAUGAGGAGCUGUACGAGUAUGCCCGUGACCUGUUGCUCCAGCGCUUCCAGGUGGCCCGGCAGCAGGAGAGGAAACAGGCCAGGGAGAGGAGGCAGCAGGAGAGGAAACAGGCCAGGGAGAGGAUGCAGCAGGAGAGGAAACAGGCCAGGGAGAGGAGGCAGCAGGAGAGGAAACAGGCCAGGGAGAGGAGGCAGCAGGAGAGGAAACAGGCCAGGGAGAGGAGGCAGCAGGAGAGGAAACAGGCCAGGGAGAGGAGGCAGCAGGAGAGGAAACAGGCCAGGGAGAGGAGGCAGCAGGAGAGGAAACAGGCCAGGGAGAGGAUGCAGCAGGAGAGGAAACAGGCCAGGGAGAGGAGGCAGCAGGAGAGGAAACAGGCCAGGGAGAGGAGGCAGCAGGAGAGGAAACAGGCCAGGGAGAGGAGGCAGCAGGAGAGGAAAGGCCAGGGAGAGGAGGCAGCAGGAGAGGAAACAGGCCAGGGAGAGGAGGCAGCAGGAGAGGAAACAGGCCAGGGAGAGGAGGCAGCAGGAGAGGAAACAGGCCAGGGAGAGGAGGCAGCAGGAGAGGAAACAGGCCAGGGAGAGGAGGCAGCAGGAGAGGAAACAGGCCAGGGAGAGGAGGCAGCAGGAGAGGAAACAGGCCAGGGAGAGGAGGCAGCAGGAGAGGAAACAGGCCAGGGAGAGGAGGCAGCAGGAGAGGAAACAGGCCAGGGAGAGGAGGCAGCAGGAGAGGAAACAGGCCAGGGAGAGGAGGCAGCAGGAGAGGAAACAGGCCAGGGAGAGGAGGCAGCAGGAGAGGAAACAGGCCAGGGAGAGGAGGCAGCAGGAGAGGAAACAGGCCAGGAAGAGGAGGCAGCAGGAGAGGAGAAGGCUCAGAGGGAAGCUGGGGUCAACCAGGCUGGGGAUGGGGAGGCCGGUGGCCGAGUGGCCCAGCGAUAAGCCCCAGUGGACAGAGACCCAGGCUGGGGAUGGGGAGGCCGGUGGCCGAGUGGCCCAGCGAUAAGCCCCAGUGGACAGAGACCCAGGCUGGGGAUGGGGAGGCCGGUGGCCGAGUGGCCCAGCGAUAAGCCCCAGUGGACAGAGACCCGGGCUGGGGAGGUGAUCACCACCCAUCUAUGACCACCCUCCCCAGAAAGGAAGCAUCAGAAGAGGGGAGGUGGAGAGCCUGUAGAGGCUGAGGUGCAGCUGCCAGACUGGUGGGGUCUGGAGGAGAACAGCACCAUUGAGGACAACAUGGAUAAUGUGAAACAGUGGCGGUAGUAGUUAGAGGACCAAGUUAGAGAAAGAGGGAAGGGUUGAGCCUUUUCUAUACAGACAUUAUGGGCGCUUACUGCAAAGGUGCACUUCUUCACAUCCCUCCAUGGAUUUGAAAGGAAAUGACUGGUAUUAGAAAAAGGUGUUUUUAACCAUGCCUACACCAAUCCCAUGCUAUAUGAGGGUAGUAGUGAACAAAUGCACACUUCGGGAACAAGGAGAUAUGGGAUACACACAUUCUCAAAACUCUCCACUAACAGCGUACAGCUCCCUUUAGCCUGCAUCCGAACCUUUAGUCCAUGGACAGUUUUACAUUUAGCAAAACGUGCUUAUUUUCCUUCAUUGUCAUUUGUUUUUGUGUACUUCACUAACCCACAUUGUGGUCAUGACAUUUCAUAGAGAAAAUCCAGGGCUCGUCACAAUUGGCAUCCUAUCCCCUAAUAUAGUGCACUUUUGACUAGAACCCUGGUCAAAAGCUGUGCACUACAUAGAGAAUAGAGUACCAAUUGGGACAGGGGGACUACCAAUACCAUGCACCUCUCAAUCCCCCAAGCCUUCCGAUGAAAGCUUACAGUUCUCGUGCAGAACUGUUGGUUAUAUACCAGGGGGAAAAAAAUAUUUUCCCUGAUAGUCAUUUUGAUAUUGAUUUUAAAAGCACAUUUUUGUAACGGAUUUUGUUUCAAAGAGAAUAAGCACAUUUUUUCCCCUGGCUGUUUUUGUAUUCAUAUUAUGCCACAAUUUUGUUGUGAAUUGUGUAGGUAAAGCUGUUGAAUGAUUUGUCAGAUGACAUGCAGCUCACAAAUGACUGAGAAAGACUUGAAGUGACAGAAGAAUAAAAUAAAAGUCUCACUAAAUGAGAUUGUAAUAAUGACCUCAAUCAGUAGCACAGUAUGUAUACUCACUUAUUUCUGUGCUGUCCUUGUCUCCUCUUUUGUAUAUAAAAGAAAAAAUAUUCACUGGU